GCUGGAUCAUCUGCGGCCGCCGUUUGAGGAAAGACUGGACCAGAUUAGGAUCUACUUUGCCUUCCGCUGACCUGUGCGGAUCAUGUCUUUCUGUCGCUUUUUUGGCGGUGAGGUCUACAAGGAUCAUUUCAAACCAGGCAUGUAUGUGUGCUCCCAGUGUAACCAUCCGCUGUUCUCCAGCCGCUCUAAGUUCGCCCACUCGUCUCCUUGGCCGGCUUUCAGCGACACCAUCCGAGAGGACAGCGUCACCAAGAUGAUGGAGACUCUCACCGCCUACAAGGUGCUGUGCGGGAAGUGCGGCAGCGGGCUGGGCCACGAGUUUGUGAACGACGGCCCGGAGGAAGGGGUGUCGCGGUUCUGA
Messenger RNA from Chelmon rostratus (copperband butterflyfish), 361 nucleotides. It is a transcript of the gene msrb1b, whose product is annotated as methionine sulfoxide reductase B1b. NCBI's taxonomy places the organism in Eukaryota, Metazoa, Chordata, Actinopteri, Chaetodontiformes, Chaetodontidae. The transcript is spliced from 3 exons. The record is from RefSeq and is a predicted model, not a curated record. Gene Ontology annotation, molecular function: peptide-methionine (R)-S-oxide reductase activity. Bases 83 to 361 code for a protein of 92 amino acids.